UCACGGUGACGGUUGUACCUCCUUUAAAUUUUCUGCGGACCCAUUUCUAUCCUGCCACCGUCGCAACACGUGAUCGUGCCCAAAAAUAUGGACCAAGCGAACAUAACGAUGUCGGAGUCCGACAUCAUGUAUCCAGUGCUUCUCAUCCCGAAGAAGUGUACCACGUUGGAAACGAGCUGUGAGGUGACCGAUAACGUAUUUAUCGACUUGAACAUCACGUCGCAAGACACGGAAGGUAACGAAAUGUGUAUCUACACCGGUUUUUGUAACGUGAAACUUAUAGAUAGUUAUGAUGUUAACGUUCAUCAUGUUGAAUCUCCAACGGAAGAUUCGGGAUUCGAACAUGAUCAGCUUGCGCAGAUUGAAUCGGGAAAUCAGAUAACGUAUCCGUACAAUCAGUCCCAGGUAUGGAUCGACCCGGUGAGAAGCCCGUACGUAUACAACCAGUAUGACGCAACCGAGACUCAGGAGUACUCCGUGUGUCGCCAGACAAGGUCUGGGCAUAUAACCGUCGAACAACGUAACACGUACAUCACUCAGAACGUGUACAAUUACAAGGAAUCCAUACACUACUCGCCGGUCGAGGAUUUUGAGCAUAAGAAGUUCAGGAAGAUUCCGGCGGAGAACGUCCAGCCGAGUACUUCUGAUGCAGGCAAUUUGAAUUUGUAUGAGGAGGAUGAGUUUGAGUGCGGGGUGUUCCUCUCUCACUUGCCUGAGGAGAUAAUGAAUGAGAAGGAGACUAAGGCGAGGGAGGAGCGCAAAUACAUCGGGAUUCAGAGCGAGAACGGGGCUCUGAAACAGCUGAUGUCGUCGGAUAUCCAGUCGGUGUCGAAGCAGCGGAAGACCAUCUUGUUCCUGGGCCACGACUCGCACUGUGGACAGACGAUUCAGAAGAUAGCAGUUAAUGACCCGACCCUGGUCUGUUCUGGGACUGGGGAGGUCGAUCAUGAAGUUGUUAUUGAUAAUGUGAAUCCCCACCAGAAGAAAUAUCAGUGCGACAAGUGCAAGCAGAUAUUUGACCAGAUAUCUGCUUUCAAGCAGCACAUGGUGGGCAGCCACAGAACGCCCAGGUCAACCUCCCUCGACGUGGACUCGUCCAGUCCUGGCAGCGAAGUGAAGUUCAUGUGCAGUGAAUGUGGCAAGAGUCUGAAGAACCAAGAGAAGUUCGAACUCCACUGCAUGGGCCAUGGGGACCCUGAACUAGAGUGCAACAAGUGUCACAAAGUCUUCGCGUCAAAGUUCACCCUUCGCACUCAUAGGAAAAUCCAUUCCCGAAAGCACGCUUGCCAGCACUGCAGCAAAACCUAUGCUGAUAUCGAGGACUUGAGGUCCCAUUGCGCUAAGGUUCACUAUAUCUUCAUGUGCGUCUACUGCGAUUUUGUCGCCAAUAAGUUGACCAAUCUGAAAAUGCACGAAGAAAUGCAUAAAAAUCAGCAGUUCACUAAAGAAGAGAGCGACGAUGAUUUCACUGAGUCCCUGAUAGAUGAGGUCAUCAGUGACACUGACAUCAUGGCGCCUUCUCCAGGGGACGAUGAAGACUUCAAAAUUGAAAGCGACAUACUAGACGAGUGCACGAAUGACGAAAUACAAAAGGCUGAUUCUGUUAUUGCGAAAGUUAUGUCCAAUAAGAUUUUUUUGUUGCACGCCAAAAAAGCCAAGAGACACAGGAGAUACAAUAAGGCCUGCGACGUCUGCCUGAAAGUAUUCGACCGCGUCGGCGACCUGAAGAGGCACCUAAUCGAGCACAUCAUCCGCAGCACCCUCGCCAAGACCCCCGUCAGCAGAAACGGCACCCUCAACAUCCAGUGCGAAGUCUGCCAGGUCGAGACCUUCACCAAAGUCGACAGGUACAAAGCACACCUCCGCGAACACGCAAAACUCACCCUCUACAAAUGCACAUUCUGCGACAAAUCCUUCAGCGACUCCUCGAACUUCUCCAAACACAAAAAAAUACACGGCACCAAAUACCUCCAGUGCGAUCUGUGCCACAGGAAAUUCAACUCUAAAAAGAUGAUCACACUGCACAUGGAGUACCACAAUAAAAAUGCUCCCGUCACGUGCCAAUACUGUGAUAAGGUGUUCUACUUUGAGUCUAUGCUGAAUAAACACAUAAAAUGUGCUCACACUAAACAGCUGUCGAAUAGGUUCCGGUGCAGGUUCUGUCACGAUUACUUCAAGACUCUGAAAGAGAAGUGGGACCACGAAUGGACUGUCCACAACGUUAGAAAAAUUAUAGUGGACUGUCUAAUUUGUGGGUCCAAGUUUCGGAAAUAUUCUGAGCUGAAAAAACAUUGCAUCAAUGUCCAUAAUAUGGCAAUACCUCCCGCCAAGAAACUCUUGAGGAAGAAAAGAUACAAGUAAACCUUUUUGUAAGUUUUCAUUUCAUUUUAUAUGUGUUUUGUUUUACAAGAUUUUAUAUUAAUAUUUACAAAAUCACAAGUAAGGAAAUCAAAAAUCACAGGAACAGAAAAUGUGACAUUCGGUUUCAUAAUAUUUUUAAAAUAGAUAAAUUUACGAUCUUUUAGUAAUGAAUGAGUUUAAAAAGUUCCUAAAAAUUUUGGUUUUACAAGAAUUUAUACUUUUCUUAAUUGUUUUCUUUUGUUUUGUUUUUCUGAGAUCUUUAAUUGUUGUUUUGUUUUUUUAUCAUUUGUUUUUAUAGAUGACGAGAAAGUUUCUUUUAUAUUGUGUUAACAUUAAUUCCAAUCAUGCACUGUAAGUGUGAAAAUAUUACAUGAAAUCAUGAUUAGUGAUUAUAAAAAUCAUGGCGUUAUGAAAAAUCUAAAGUAGGUAGGUAUCUGUGCAUAAUAACGUUACGAUCAUAAAUACUUAUUGUUAUGUAAAAUUAAAUUUUGCAUAAACUAAGUAACAGUAAAAAUAUAAUGCAGAAUUGUUGAUAAUCAACUUAAUUACCUACCGUGUAUUUAUUAAUACGAUCUAAAGCUGGCUUUGUGUUA
Molecule: messenger RNA, 2954 nt
Organism: Ostrinia furnacalis (Asian corn borer)
Lineage: Eukaryota; Metazoa; Arthropoda; Insecta; Lepidoptera; Crambidae
Product: zinc finger protein 100
Exons: 4
Coding region: 88-2361 (757 amino acids)
Source: RefSeq, a predicted model, not a curated record